AUGCCAACAUUGAAGAACACCACAGAGACCGAAGUGGCAGCGUCGUACAACAUCCAAAAGGAAAAAACUGUUUUACUAGCAACAGCAAUGGUAAUUAUAAGGACUAAAAAACAAGUUAAUCCGAUACGAGCACUUCUUGAUCAAGGAUCACAAUCUUGUAUAAUAACAGAACAAUUAGCAAGAUCAAUUAAAGCACCAUUGACCAAUUAUCAAACUCAUGUAAAAGGUAUCAAUGGACAAACAACAAGCGUUAUAGCCAAAUGCUCAUUAGAAAUUCAAUCUAUACAUGAUGAAAAUAAGAGCUGUCAUAUCGAAGCAACAGUGUUACCAAAAAUCACAUCAAAAAUGCCAAAUGCAGAAUUCACGCCAGGAAAAUGGUCGCAUAUUGAUGGAUUGCAGUUAGCAGAUCCUUGGUAUGCUGAACCAAAGGAAAUACAAUUGUUAAUCGGGUCGGACGUGUUACCAGAAGUGUUUAAAGAAGGAUUAAUUAAAGGGCCAGACAACUCUCCAAUGGCUCAAAACACAUUAUUUGGAUGGAUAUUAUCAGGACCUUUAGAUGUAGAGCGUACAAUCACAAACAAAAUAAUGUUAUGCUCCGUAGCUUGCGAAAACAGCGACGAGUAUUUAAAACGGUUUUGGAAAUUAGAGGAAAUUUCAAAUGCAGACUUAAGAACAGUAGAAGAAAGGCAUUGUGAGAGACAUUAUGAUUCAACUUGCACCCGCGAUAAAACAGGACGAUACAUCGUUAGGUUACCACUGAAAAAUGAUCGAGAAACGUUAGGUGAAUCCAGAAAGAUGGCAUUAAAACGGUUCUUUUCAUUGAAAGAACGAUUUAAGAAGAAUCCAGCACUAAAGCAAGAGUAUGUGAACUUUAUGCAAGAGUAUAUCAAGCUGGGUCAUAUGAAGGAAGUUAAUGAGAAACCAAAGACAAAGGUAUAUUAUUUGCCGCAUCAUGCAGUUAUUAAAGAAGACAGCACGACAACAAAACUUCGAGUGGUUUUUGAUGCGUCCGCAAAAACGACAUCAGGGCAAUCACUGAACAGUAUUAUGAUGACAAGCCCUACGUUACAAAAGGCAAAUACUGAUUCAUCAUGA
Molecule: messenger RNA, 1095 nt
Organism: Teleopsis dalmanni
Lineage: Eukaryota; Metazoa; Arthropoda; Insecta; Diptera; Diopsidae
Exons: 1
Coding region: 1-1095 (364 amino acids)
Source: RefSeq, a predicted model, not a curated record